GGUAACUGGGGGGCACGGGGUGAUGGGAGGGCGGUUACAUCAAGGGUAACUGGGAGGCUGUGUGUGGGGGCUCCAUCCCCGCUGACCCCCAUGGCAGGGGGGGCCGGGGGGGGUGUCUGCCCGCAGGAUGCUGGCGCGGGGCCGGCGGCUCCUGCGCUGCUGGAAGCCGCUCUUCACCGGCCGCCUGCUGCUGCUGACCAACACGGCGAGCUGCGGCGCGCUGCUGGCCGCCGGCGACACGCUGCAGCAGGCCUGGCACCGCCGGCGGCACCCGGACACCGAGCCCCAGGUGGCCCGCACAGGACGCAUGUUCGCCGUCGGCUGCAGCAUGGGCCCGCUGAUGCACUACUGGUACCUCUGGCUGGACGCUGCCUUCCCGGCGCGGGGUGUGCGGGGGCUAAAAACCGUCGUGAAGAAAGUCCUUAUCGACCAGCUGGUGGCUUCGCCCGCCCUGGGCGCCUGGUACUUCCUCGGCAUGGGCACGCUGGAGGGCCAGUCUCUAGAGGAGAGCUGGGAGGAGCUGAAGGAGAAAUUUUGGGAGUUCUACAAGGCUGACUGGUGCGUCUGGCCGGCGGCUCAGCUCGUGAAUUUCCUCUUCGUCCCGCCCAAGUACCGGGUGGUUUACAUCAAUGUGAUCACGCUGGGCUGGGACACCUACCUCUCUUACCUCAAACACAGGCCUGGCAGCCCCCCGAGUGCAGAGCACGACUCGCCACGUGAGAACCAGCGCGGUGUCGGGCUGUAGAGAGGCAGCUGCUCUCGACGACUGUGACGUUUUCGGAGGUUCCUGCCCGUGGCAAGUGAUUUUCUGGGCAUCGCAGUGGACACGGCUCAAUCCAUCCAAUGAAUGAGAUGGCCGGAGACCACCGCAACCACUGUCUGCAGCCUGGGUGGAUCUUGCCGAUUAACUCAUCUACUGAUUGCAAUGAUGGGUUUGGGUAUUUUUAACCAAUUUUGUGUCACAGGCUAGCCUGUAAAGCCAUUUCUUUUUGUAACCUUCCACAGAACCCGCGCUGCCCGGGGUGGGGAGGAGCUGCCGCAGCUACGUUUUGCCUUCAGCCCCCAGGGAAGGGCCCCAGCGCUCUCCCCUCUGCUGCAGCCAGGUUUUUCUUUCCCUUCUCCAAGGCAAGGCUGGCCCCUUGCUCCCCUCCACCACCCUCCUCUGCUCUUCAGCAGAGCCAGCCACUCGGGUCCCUGCCUUGCUCCGGCUGCUUGGCAGAGAGAUGCCUCCCCUCUGCUCUCAGUGCCGCUCCUCAGCCCUUUCCCUGCUGCUUUUUGUCUUUGAGCUGAAGGGAGAAGUCACUCAGCUCCUUUUCACUCCACCUUGCAGCCCCCCUUCCCGGUGCCAUGCGUGGGCUCGGCUGGGCUGGGCUGCAGCCACCCAAUUUUUAUAAAAAUAGCGGUGUGAUCGCCGCCACCUGCUCGCCGCCAGGUUUGACAGCAGCAGAGUCGACACGGAGGCGGUUGGGGGUUUUUAAGGCGAAGUUUUUGCAGGGUUUGGACCACAGCCCCCCACUUCUCCCAGCCCCGCAGCUCCCCGGGCAAGCAGGACACUCAUUCCAUAACCUGGGCACUUAUUUAUUAUUUCCAGCAUCGAUCAAAACUGCCUAAAUGUGACUUUUUUUUUUUUUUUUUUUUCCCUAACGCUUAAAGCUGUGCCUUACUUACUUACAGCUCUGUCUUACUUACAGCUCUGUCCUCAUCCCUCCUGCCACCCACCCCCCCGGGGGACACCAUCCCUCCCACCGCAGCAAGCCAAGCUGCUGAGCCAUGGCAGGAGCCAUUUGGUGAAUGCUAAUUAAGAAACCAGAUCGUUCUCGCUCCUCUCCGGCAACGAGCUCAACAGCGCGGGGCCGAGGAGAGCCGAGGUUAUCGACACCAAGCAGAGGGACCAUCCCGCUGCCCCCUCUCCGCCUGCAAUGACCCUAAGGAACCGGUGCUCAGCAUUGAUUUAUUUCUUCACAACAUUUCUUUAAUACAGUGAUUUUUAGGAAAUUGUA
Molecule: messenger RNA, 2000 nt
Organism: Harpia harpyja (harpy eagle)
Lineage: Eukaryota; Metazoa; Chordata; Aves; Accipitriformes; Accipitridae
Gene: MPV17L2
Product: MPV17 mitochondrial inner membrane protein like 2
Exons: 5
Coding region: 128-745 (205 amino acids)
Biological process (GO): mitochondrial ribosome assembly
Cellular component (GO): membrane; cytoplasm
Source: RefSeq, a predicted model, not a curated record